Molecule: messenger RNA, 3189 nt
Organism: Laccaria bicolor S238N-H82
Lineage: Eukaryota; Fungi; Basidiomycota; Agaricomycetes; Agaricales; Hydnangiaceae
Exons: 7
Coding region: 1-3189 (1062 amino acids)
Source: RefSeq, a predicted model, not a curated record
AUGGCGAAUGCGUCGCCAACGCCGUCGUUCGCGCUGACAGACACUACGCAAAAGGCGCCGUUGCUACUGGUCCCUCAAGCAACGAAUGACGGCCUGCACAUAGUACCAACGACUGAGCCGCUCUCUGAGGCAGACAUCACAGCCAUGCGUCGCAGGAUACACGAAAUGGGGAUUGUAUCUAGUGAAAAUGGACACGCCAGCUCAAGAGAAAAGGAGAUGGCCGAUAUGGUUCUGCGAUUGACAGCCUCAAGCCUCAUCGAUCCAACACAACUUUUGAGCCAGGCUGCCACAAUUUCAGGCUUAACUAGCCAACGGAACUUUGUGAUUCGCCAGGCGGAAGAGGAAAGGGGCAGAUGGCAGUCUGAACGAGACGGCUGGGAUAGAACAGCAGAAGCCUUGAUUGCUCAACGAAAUAAGCCAGGAAGCUCGGCGGCCAAAGAUGAGCUCUAUGAUGCGAACAACCGGCUGAUGACGCUCGAGUCUGAGCUGAACAAACUUAAACCUAUCCUCCUUAUGCAACCCUAUCCCAGGGGAGAUGAUCACACGAAUAUACCCUCACAGUCAUUAAAACACGCACUUGCACGGUCAAAGAAAGACGAGGAGACCAUCGAGGAUAUUAUCGACGAGGUUGCCGAGGGUAACAAAUCCAACCCACCAACGGCUUCAGCGUCAACCUCAGACAUAUACAAACGGCGUGAUGCUGUCGCUCAACACCCAUACCCAUACAAUCAUUCCUACCAAGCUCCUCGCCACACCGCGGUGGCCCAAGGUAGCCAGCAGCAACCACUUCCCACUGCCUCCUCAUCUCGAAUUCUAUGGCAACCCCCAAAUCUCAAUCCUUCUUCUGCCACAGAUCCGCCACGUCGCGUUCGUUUGAGGCGAAGAAUCAUUCCUUCUCUGUCCUCAGACGCGCGAACAGAACACAUCCUCCUUGCUGCUCGGAAGAUUGGUCGGGAACGCGCUAGUGUCGUCUCAGGUCUAGCACAUUACGCCGACAAGGAGAAGGCCAAAUGGGUUAGGGACCAGGAGCAGCAGCGCCUCAAUCGAGAAGCUGAGCGUCUAGAGAAGGAGCGCUUGGAGAGGCUGGCAAGUGGCAACGCUGGCGCCUCUUAUUAUCGGCGAGACGCUGAAUUUGCCAGCCCAACGCAGAAACAGACUUCGAAUACUCCCAAGAGGAGUGGGUUGAGCCACUACGCGCCUAUCAUUACUGGAAUACGUCCGCCGAGGAAAUCUGCUAGUCAGACGACCUUCGUGUUCGUGGGCAAUUCAGGGGAACCUGUUGGAGGAGUUGAGACCGCUACGCGGAGUGAUGCUACUCCUAGACGCGAUCGAGAAGAAGAGACAAAUCAGAAGGCAGGAGGUGGUCCGCCCACCCCCAUGGACUCACUCUUAAGCGCUGCUAGGAGUAUGAUGGACGAAGGCGGAAAGAGUAAUGGUCGUAGGAGGGCUGGCCCCUUGGAACACUCAGAGAGUCCUGCUCCCAAGAAACGCCGCGUCGCUGGUAGCAAAGGACCUAGUCAUGGACGUGCGAAGAGUGCCCUUGACGUGUUAGCUGACCAGGCAGCAGUUGCCAAUGAGGCUGGUAGUUCUUCCGCGUCUGCCCCUCGUGCUGGCGGGAAAAGGGCUUCCGCGAAGGCGAAAGGAAAGGAGAAGGAGAAGGAAGGAGAUGUGGGUGAUGGAAAAAGCAAGACCGGUAAUGAAGAUCAACAGGUUAUGGCGAAACCUAAGGGCCGGCCGAAGAACAGCAAGAAAGUGGCACCAACGCCAGUUCUCGUGGCUUCUGGAAAAAAAGCGCGACCCCCGAGGGCUCCACCGCGAGAUAGGACAGGCAAUAAUAAUCAUACUUCAUCUAACCCCACGCAGACACUGCGUAUGAUCUCGCCUCCUGGUCCUCGAAUUAUCUCAGCUCCCGAUGGUCGUCGAGGGCGGAUGUAUUCACCUCUAGAUGAAGCUCUGGCUCCAUUGCCUAGCAAACUGAAGGGCAAAGAGAAGGCGGCGAACAGAGAACCCGAGCAUGUAUGGGUGGAUUCGGGAGUUGGGAACCAGAGACCGAGCACGGCUUUCAGUUUCGGACCGGUUGUUGGAUGGGGCGAAAGGGUAGAGGGGGAUGGGAACGAUGAGCAUGAUGGAUCUUCUUCUCCGAUUAUGCCAGAGCCGUCAAGACCUCGAUACGACCCAGUUUUGGACGCUGCAAGGGUCGUAGAAUCGUCAUCUCUACAAAAGCCUGUAGAUGUGCAUCCUACUGAGAAGGAGGGAGAUCAUAGGGCGGGUUCUCAUCAGUCUACCAGUCCGAGGAGAAUGAAUGGAGUCGCAGCGAAAGUAGUGCCGAGUGGCUCAAUAACUAUCGAGACGGAUGGUCUGAAGAGGUUUUCACAGGAGGAAGAUCAGGCGGCAAGUACUCGGAGUCUGGAGGGAACUCAUGGGGUGGCAGUGGACGCAGUGGAGAGUCGGUCGUUACUUGUUGACGUUGAAAAGCAUGAUCAAAGCCAGGAAGUCGAAGUGGAUGCAGCAACUGUGGUGGAGCAGAACGGUGUAGACGGAGAUAAGGACGAGCAAAACGACAAUGACAACCAACAUGGCAGGGACAAGCGAAACGACGGCGACGAACAGAACGACAGGAACGAGAACAGUACUGAGGACAAGACUGGUGGGAAUAGACUCGGCGAUGCGCAUAGGUCGAUGAAUCACCCUCGUUCGCCAACACCGCUGCCAGGGCCGCCUUUACGAGAAUUGGAUGAAGAUUAUGACGAUGAACAUGAUGGCGAUGCAGAUGCAGAGGGUGAAAUAGAUCCAGAAGCAUCUGAUGCUGCCCAAGAGUCUGCCAUGGCCAUAUCUCUCUGGUCUUCGCUCCUCAAACAACCACCCAGCUUCAACUUGAAGCAUAUGUUUUUGUGGUCAAUACAAGCCAUGGGAUACAUCUCUCGAUCCCGCUCGAUGAACCUUUCUUUUCAUCACCAAACGCUGUUGCGUCUCGAGAUGUUCACUCAUAGAGCCCUUCGCAAAACUUGGCCAGAAGUGGGACUUAGUGCAACAGCUACAGAGCGGUGGUUGAGAAAGUUUGCCAAUGACUUUGAAGCCGACGCUGGCGUCUCUACAAACUGCCGCACCUGCUCAAUCUCAGUCCUCCCAUAUUCCUCCCCCUCAUAUAGUUCCAAAUCCCAAGUUAGGCCUAGCGCCUCUCAGCAGUGA